GUCACUGCCUCCGCUCGCCAGAGAUCCUGGAAGGAGAAGCUCUUCGUUUUAGAAGGACUCUCCUGGACAGGACGUCAGCCGACCCGCAACAACGACACCUGGGCACGCGAGUGUUCGCGGAGGCUGAUGAGCAGACGACCCCCAGCAGAACUUUGACCCACAACAGGCUGAAAAGUAAGCCCCAUUCCUGCCCAAAGAUGAAAAAUAUCUCCGUUGGCGCUGUCCUCACUGCUGCCUGGAUGUUCCUCACCGUGCCGUGUGCCGUAGGUUGGAUCGGCCCACAGCCGAGCCAUAAUGUCUGGGUAACCUUAGCAAGAACAUUAAAACAGGAUAACAUGUGCUUAUCCAUGGGGAGCAUUGAUAACCCACUUUCCACAUGUCUAGUAGGAAUUCCUUUUGUAGCCGAUGAUUGGCCCGCCUAUAAUUCAGAGCUUCUCCGCACCACAGGUAAGAGACCCCACCAGGUAGAAACUUGGGACGAGUGGACAAAAAUACUGCCCAAUGCUCUUGAGGAACCUCAAGAAUUGGAUCUAUUGGGGUCCUCUAAGGCCACAUUCUGUGUCAAAUUUUACUUUAGACGUCCAAAGAAUAAUUUGCCUGAAAUUGAUCUGAACAAAAACACAUACCGAAAAGACAUAUCACCAAUUAACAAAGCCUACAACCCUCACGAUUGGUGUAAUUACACUGCUCGUGUGAUCUCUGUGUCCUCUCUCCAUCCCAAAAUUCUACCCAAGGGAACGUUUCUCAUCUGUGGUGACAGAGUAUGGGCUGGAAUCCCCUCACGACUCCAGGGAGGUCCCUGUACCCUAGGAAAACUUUCCACCCUUACUCCAAAUAUCACCUUGUUGCACAAUUGGAAAAAAGAGAGCGAGUUAAAACGCCACAAAAGGUCCUACACAGCAUUUGAUGAAAAUUGCGAUCCCAAAUUAUACGAUUGGAACAAACCUAAAAAGAUAGCGGUCUCUAUAUUCCUACCAUGGGUAGCUGCAGCUAAGGCCCUGGGUGACAUAAAUCACCUUGGGUGCUGGCUCAGUAAGCAGGCUAACGCUACUUCUGCUGCCCUGAGCGAUCUCUUAAAGGAAGAAGAAACCACAAGACACGCCUCACUCCAAAAUCGAGCAGCGAUUGACUUCCUGCUGCUUGCCCACGGACAUGGCUGCGAGGACUUCGAAGGGAUGUGCUGCUUCAAUCUCUCUUCACGCUCGGAAUCCAUCCACGCCAACAUCCAGAAACUGAAGGGACUUGUGAAGGACUUAAAAGUAGAACAGACCCCAGACUGGGUCAAUGACCUCUUCGGUCAAUGGGGAUUAACGGGAUGGGUUGCAUCUUUGGUUAAGGGAAUGUUGUGGAUUUUUCUUGUAAUUGUCAUCGUGUUACUUAUGUUCUCAUGCCUUGUCCACUGUUUUAAAAGAACCAUAGGGAACGCCUUUUUUCUAAAUACAGAAAGUGGAGUUGUAGCAGGCACAAGGCCUGCAAGGCCCUGGCGAACAGAAGCCUGAGCUAGGAAAUACCAAAGUCAGCAUGACUAAGGAUUUUAGAAGCCCCUCUCUUCCGCCUUCGGACCCUGUUAUCUCUCUGUAGACUCAUAGGCCACUUUUUCCCCUGACCCUUACUAUUGGACAGUUUUCAAUCCCCCUAUAAGGUAUAAAAACCCCUAGCCCUGCCCGGUUCGGCAGAGGAGAGCUGUCCCUGGACCCUUCGCGGAGACCCCAAUAAAAGAACCCUGCGGAACCCAUACAGCGCUGCUCCUCUCUCUCUGCGUCUGCUGCGGCUAUACCCAGGGUGACGGCCCCAGGCAUGCUGAAAGAGCUGAAAUCACUAAAGAGCUGAGCUGCAAAUCACUAUAGCUGCCUGGGCUGCCUGAACCCCCGCUGGGCGAUCCUGGACCCUCGUUGAGCUAUCCUGGACAACCGGCCUCCCC
Passer domesticus (house sparrow) is the source of this 1921-nucleotide messenger RNA. RefSeq lists its product as uncharacterized. The transcript has 2 exons. Bases 198 to 1499 code for a protein of 433 amino acids. NCBI's taxonomy places the organism in Eukaryota, Metazoa, Chordata, Aves, Passeriformes, Passeridae. The record is from RefSeq and is a predicted model, not a curated record.